AAGCGCACAGCGCAGAACCGCGCCGCACAGCGAGCCUUCCGCGAACGCAAACAGCAGUAUCUGCGCACGCUUGAGGAAAAAGUCCAGGAGCUCACCGAGCAGCAGCAAAAGACAGAAAGGGAAAACCAAAAGCUCAAGAGUUUUGUCGAGAAGCUCAAGCAGGAGAACGUUACUUUGAAG
This is a messenger RNA of Kickxella alabastrina, 180 nucleotides long. RefSeq lists its product as uncharacterized. The record is from RefSeq and is a predicted model, not a curated record. Gene Ontology annotation, cellular component: RNA polymerase II transcription regulator complex. The transcript has a single exon. The annotation marks the transcript as partial. Gene Ontology annotation, molecular function: transcription cis-regulatory region binding; DNA-binding transcription activator activity, RNA polymerase II-specific. Lineage: Eukaryota; Fungi; Kickxellomycota; Kickxellomycetes; Kickxellales; Kickxellaceae.